Molecule: messenger RNA, 2726 nt
Organism: Orbicella faveolata
Lineage: Eukaryota; Metazoa; Cnidaria; Anthozoa; Scleractinia; Merulinidae
Product: neurexin-3-like
Source: RefSeq, a predicted model, not a curated record
UUUAUCGAAAGUUAUAACUGAUCGGCUCUCUCGCGUAGACAAGGAGAGUGAUGCGUGGAGCAAAGAUAUCUACAAGCGCGCAAGAUAGAGAGAAUUCUCGAUUAACUGGUCGCGAUACAAACGUAGAAAAUAAGCGAUGUAUGCCAUUUUGAAUGUUCCCUGUCUGUUGUACGUCUGGGUGUCUUUCAUGCUUAAUCGGACUUCUGCGGAGACGCUUACAAAUGCCCGCACUUCAUUCCUUCAAGUGAAAAGAUGGAAUGUCUCAGAAACCAAGGGGCUUGGAUUUCGCUUCAAAACUAUCCUGGCAAAUGCGCUGCUAUUGUACAUGGACGACGUGGGACAGACGAAUUUCUUACGAGUUGAACUGUCUAAAGGGACAAUACUAUUGACAUGCAGCCAUGGAACACGAUCCGGGGCAAUGGCGGUCGAAGUCGGGGAAAAUUUGAACGACUUAGCCUGGCAUCAAGUUUUAUUAGAGAAGAACGAUGGUAUAACGACAAUCUCUGUGGACAAUCGAUGGAAAUCAACAAUAGAGAGCCCCGAGAAGACGCGAUUAAUCAUCAAAAGUCCGAUGUACUUUGGUGGACUACCGACUAAACUCAGCGCAAACAGACUCACCCAGCCUUCGGUGAUUCUUCUGAGCAGAUUUCUGGGAUGUAUAGCAGACAUAGAAUUGUUUGAGUACCCAGCAAGGCGAGGGAAUAGAAGAACGGCGAUCGUGGAGAACUCGGAUGGAAUAGCUCCUGGUUGUAUUGACAAGUGUGAGAAAGAAAAUACAUGUCUCAAUAAUGGCACAUGUCUGAACCGAUUCAUCACAACUAAGUGCGACUGUACGGCCACUGGCUUCAGAGGAGCCGCUUGCGAACAAGCACUUCCGGUUCUUGGCCUUAGCCAAUCAGAUUACGUGGUGUUCAAUCGCUCCGAAAAAGGCAUCUCAACGCGACAUGAUCGAAUCAUUUUGCGAUUCAAAACAGCCAAUCAAAAUGGUUCACUUUUGGUGAGCGGGCGUGGAAGGGACUAUUUAGGAAUUGAGCUAAACCGCGGCUCCCUCCUCGUACGAUGGAACCUUGGAUGGGGUGAAAUCUACGUACACUUGAGUGACAAAGUGAUCAGCGAUAAUGCUUGGCAUUCCGUUGACAUUCGAAGAGACCAACGUCAGCUUUACUUAGUAAUUGACGGAGCCUUUCACGUAAGGAGGAGUUUUCCGGGAACAUUUAUAUCGUUUGACCUUAAACAAGGUGAGGGGGACGUCCUGAUCGGUGGAAUGGGGACGAGUGGUUUCUCUUGGAAUCAGCGUUUGCCAAGAAUACCAUUCGUAGGCUGUUUUCAGGAAAUAAAUUUCAAUAAUGUGGACAUCCUUCAAGAACUUAUUAACGGGAAAGAGGGCUUCACAACCCAAGGUCACCCAAGGUGGAGUUGUGAGGGUUCACAGGACCUGCCUCCAACGACUGUCGCAAAACCAUCAACUACACCUCUUGUAGCCUCAGAACAAACAACGGAAGCAGCGGUAACAAGUAAAAAGAGGGUUCAACCUAUCACUUCAUAUAAAACCGCACGGAUGGUAACCACCAAGGAUUAUACACACGUGUCAGCGGUCAGUUUUUCUGGAAAUUCAAUAAUGCCUUGCUCAGAUGACGAAGACGAUUGCAGAUCAGAAGGGUCCGGAUCGGAAGAGAACUCGGGUGAAAGUGGUUCGGUGGUAGAGGAGUCGGGCAUAUUUUCCGAAGUCUCAGGGGAUCGUGAGAUUAACGAAAACAAAAUCCCGAAUAACAACAGCAAGAAAAAUUUUUUAAAAGGGCUUCCUUCCAAGGCACCCGAGGCUGAGACCGAAGGCGAGUCAGACAUUUCGCAAACGCCCUGUGUCGGAGACGACGAAGAUGCGUGUGAGAAUGUUUAUGAAUCAGGCCAGGGUUCCGCUGAACCAGGCUCCGCGGGCGGAAGUAGUGCCUCCCCUCGUCCUAGGACCUUGCCGCGUGACGAUGGUAACAAUCAAGUAAAAAAACGCGUUACAGUAAAACACGACAGCAGUAAAAAAUGGACGCUGAUCGCUGGCAUUAUAGUAGUGGCGACCGUGCUCGUCUUGUUUUGCAUCUUUGCUAUUUGGUGGCUCUGUAAGAACAAAAACAAUCCUCAAUGGACAGGAAUAUAUAAUGGAAGCAGAGAAACAUGUCUACAAGCAGAAAAUACAGAUAUCUAAAAGAUAGACUGAAAACUGUACUUCCUUUGAUGCAUGAGUUCUUUCUUGCCUUUUUGAUGUCUCAUGCUUACAUCCGCUGUCAAACUGUUUUUCAAUUUAUUUGGCCUCAAAAAAUUCUACGAAUUGCGCCACUUGUAGAAGGAAUCACACGCAAUCUUCUGAAGAUUGUGGUUACUAAGCAACCUGACUUACCUUAAUGGCUUGUAGUCGCAUCUAUCUGGUAUAAACAAAACAAACUAGACUUUCCCAAUCGCACACUUUUUAACCGGUUCAAGACACGUCUGAGACUGGGUUCUAAAAAUUCCAUAUUGAUGACGUAGUUUAACAGAGAUCUGUGUUGUGUUUCUGACUGGUUGUUACUUGCGCGCGAAAAUUGAGUGUAAACCAAUCAGAGAUCACAAGUGAUCAAAAACGUCACGAGUACGAAAAGAGCUUUAAAGUAGAGACAACAAACCACAUCUUGAACAGACUCAUUCGUUAGCUCUUGGUGACCCUUGACCAGAAAAGAAAUAAAUAACUUAUAAAAUGA